GAAGGUUGCCUGUGUGUCACGUUGUCUUCGACUGAGAACACCAUCCAGUUAAAGCACCGUCUCAGAGGCAUUUCCCAGUGCUCUGCUUUGGAUUUCCCAGCAAUUUCCCACACUGUUUCUGCGUGUCAUCGUUCUGCUGUGUGCCGGAAGAAAAUCUCCGACUUUUCCCGCCGCGAAUCUCUUUCUUCCGCCAGUGACAGCGGCAAUGUGAAAAGUCUCUCAGAGAGAGAGCAAGAGGGAGAGAACGAGAGCAAGAGUGAGACAGUGAAAAAUGCCAGGAAAAUCACCAGUGCAAGUGGCUCAGUGGUGACGAGAGUGAUUUUCAGUGGCGAAAAACGCAAGACUCCAGCCGGAGAGUGUCUUUUGGGCGGCUUUCCCGACAAGAAAGCAUCCCCCACCAUCAAUUUCUCUCUCUCUCCACUGGAAAUUGAUGCAGUUGACAGCUGCUCGUGAGAGUGAGACAGAUAGUAGUGAAGGGCGUGCGUGAGAGUGAGACAGAGCAGACGCGGUCGCUCUCUCGACCAUCUUGGAUGCUAAACGUCAAAUGGCUUUUCCCCAAUUUUCCCCUGGUCAGCAAUUAAUACCGAAUUAAUUGAAUCAAAUUCUCUCUCUCGGGCCACUCUCUGCGUUUUCAAUUAAUUGUGGCACCGCAGCCGAUAGAGCGAGAGGGUGAGAAUUGUGUGUGACGAGGAGCGAGAGAGCGCGGAGAGAGUGAGAAAUUUUAUCGGAUAUUUAUUGAGUACACUGGCGCCGCCUAGAGAAAAUUCAAUUCACUGAAGGCGCGGAGAAAUUAUCGCGCGCGUGUGUGUCGAAAUCCUGAAGAGAAAUCGACAGAAGAGGGACGAUUUUCGCGAUUAGAAGAGAAUCUAAGGAUAUCAGUGAUCAUCGGCGAUUGCAAGAGUGCCCGGCUUGUGGUGUGAUUCCGUGGACCGCCAGCUGAAGAACGAGUUUUCUUUUUUUGCGUGAAAAGCAAGACAGCGAUUUGAGCAAUUAGUCAUGUAUCCGACACCGGCUCGACAUCCACCGGCAGCGGGACCACCGCCUCAAGGACCCAUAAAAUUCACAAUAGCCGACACACUGGAGCGGAUAAAGGAGGAAUUUAAUUUUCUACAAGCACAAUAUCACACAUUGAAAUUGGAAUGUGAGAAAUUGGCUGGCGAGAAGACAGAGAUGCAGAGGCAUUAUGUUAUGUACUAUGAGAUGUCUUAUGGAUUGAAUGUGGAGAUGCACAAACAGACGGAAAUAGUGAAGCGCCUAAAUGCCCUAAUUAAUCAACUGCUACCGUUUCUGGCCCAAGAGCACCAGCAGCAGGUCAUCCAGGCGGUGGAGAGGGCCAAACAAAUUACCGUGCCUGAGCUGAAUGCAAUAAUUGGGCAGCAGCAUCAACAGGGACUUCAGCAACUUAUCCAACAAAUCCAUGCUCAACAACUGCCAGGUGCUCCGCCGCAGCCGAUUCCGUCUCUCGGAGCUGCCCUGGCGGGUCCUCUGGGGGCGUUUGGGGGUCCCAUUGGGCUUCCGCAUGGCGGUCCACAAGGUCUGCUCAAGGCUCCUCAGGAUCUCCACAGGGAGGACAUCAAAGUCCCACUUGGACCUGCAGCAGAGGAGCGCUUGAGAAACUCCGUGUCACCGGGUGAAAGGGAAAAGUAUCGUCCGCGAACACCUCUUGAUAUGGAAGCGGACGCCAAAAGGCGAAAGGAGGACAAGCUAACGCAUGAGAGUGAUGGUGAGAAAAGCGAUCAGGAUUUAGUUGUGGACGUCGCCAAUGAAAUGCAGGAAUCGCCUUCGCCGAGACCAAACGGCGAUCACGCGUCCAUAGAGUCGAGGGAUCGUGAUCGGGACAGUAUUGGAUUGAAUGGUGAUCGUCCGGACAAGGCGGGCAGCAGUUCAAAGCCAUCGAGUCAGGAGCGUCCACCAUCGAGAUCGGGCUCGAGCUCGUCACGUUCAACACCAAAUCUCAAGACUAAGGAUCUCGAAAAGCCGGGAACGCCGGGCGGCAAGGCGCGAUCCACGACACCCAAUGCGGCCGUGGCCGGAACGCCCAAGUCCAACGUUCCUCCCGCUCCGGCUGGCUAUCCACCGUCGCCAUAUCAGAGGCCUGCGGAUCCGUAUCAGCGUCCGCCACCGGAUCCGGCGUACGGACGCCCACCGAUGCCCUUCGAUCCGCACGGCCACGUGCGGACCAACGGCAUUCCCAUUCCCGGCGCCAUCACCGGAGGAAAGCCUGCCUACUCCUUCCACAUGAACGGCGAGGGAACGCUGCAGCCCGUGCCCUUCCCGGCGGACGCUCUCGUUGGCUCCGGGAUUCCCCGACACGCCCGCCAGAUCAACACGCUCUCUCACGGUGAAGUGGUCUGCGCCGUGACCAUCUCCAAUCCCACCAAGUACGUCUACACGGGCGGCAAGGGUUGCGUGAAGGUGUGGGACAUCUCCCAGCCCGUCAGCAAAACGCCCGUCAGCCAGCUGGACUGCUUGCAACGCGACAAUUACAUUCGAUCAGUGAAACUCCUCCCGGACGGCCGGACCCUUAUUGUGGGCGGCGAGGCGUCCAAUUUGUCCAUCUGGGACCUGGCGAGUCCGACGCCGCGCAUCAAGGCGGAACUGACCUCGGCCGCGCCCGCGUGCUACGCCCUGGCCAUCAGCCCGGACUCCAAAGUGUGCUUCUCGUGCUGCAGCGACGGCAACAUCGCCGUGUGGGAUCUGCACAAUCAGACGCUGGUCAGGCAAUUCCAAGGACACACGGAUGGAGCUUCUUGCAUCGAUAUCAGUCCCGAUGGCAGCCGCCUGUGGACUGGUGGAUUGGAUAACACAGUGCGAUCGUGGGACUUGCGAGAGGGACGACAGUUGCAGCAGCACGACUUCAGUUCACAGAUCUUCUCCCUUGGGUAUUGUCCGACAGGUGAAUGGCUGGCAGUUGGCAUGGAGAAUUCGCACGUUGAAGUGCUCCAUGCGUCGAAAACGGACAAAUACCAGUUGCAUCUGCACGAGAGUUGCGUUCUGUCGCUCAGAUUUGCCACGUGUGGUAAGUGGUUCGUCUCAACCGGCAAAGAUAACCUGCUGAAUGCUUGGCGCACGCCAUACGGAGCCAGUAUAUUCCAGUCGAAGGAAACGUCGUCGGUUCUGAGUUGCGACAUUUCCACUGAUGAUAAGUACAUCGUGACCGGAUCGGGAGACAAGAAGGCCACAGUCUAUGAAGUGAUCUACUAAGUAGAAACAGAAUCACUUCUAUCGACACACCGAAGACUGACUUAAGGAAGGUGACAAGCAGGAGAAAAAUCUGGACAUUUGAUGAGAGAAAUAUUGUGGACUCUCUCUGAAGAAGAAGGAAGAAGAAAGAAAAAAAUUGUGUAGAAAUAUAUUUGACGUUAAUUAUGUGGGCGGAGAGAAAGUGGUGAAAAGAAAUUAUUCUGUAACUGUAGGAAUGUACUUUUGGAGAAUGAUUGGCUCUAGUGUUUAAGGAAUUUAACAGUAAAACACGCAGAUGAUAAGAGUGGAAAUUUGUAUAAGUAUAGUAAUGUGAAUUUAAUGCACAUGUGAUAAAUCCACAAAUUAAUAGCACAUUCGUACAAGUAUAAAUGGAAUUAUAUAUAUAUAU
This is a messenger RNA of Phlebotomus argentipes, 3592 nucleotides long. RefSeq names its product protein groucho (gene gro). The transcript has 16 exons. The record is from RefSeq and is a predicted model, not a curated record. Bases 997 to 3204 code for a protein of 735 amino acids. Gene Ontology annotation, molecular function: protein binding; transcription corepressor activity. Lineage: Eukaryota; Metazoa; Arthropoda; Insecta; Diptera; Psychodidae. Gene Ontology annotation, cellular component: nucleus; transcription regulator complex. Gene Ontology annotation, biological process: regulation of DNA-templated transcription; negative regulation of canonical Wnt signaling pathway.